UUCUAUUCAUAUGCCAAAUGAAGGGGCGACACAGACUGCGGAAGUUACGUGUCGUGUUUAGAAAGGAUUUGUUACCUUUAAUACAAAGAGUCGAUUCUCACGCGCGCGCACACAUACAAAAUAGUUUUAUUAGUGUUGCAUAGAUUCCAGAGGGCGCAGCCGCACCGCGUCCGCAGCUGGUCCGCAGCAUUCGUACGGUAGCAUUCGCUAGCUUGUGGGUGGUGAGAAGCGUGGUGGUCAAUCGGCGUGCUCGUAUUGUUCUGCAAGCGUAUCUUUUCACUCAUUGGAAUUAUGGGAGACACCAGCGACAGGCUUCCGGAGAUUGAGAAGUCGUCGAAGGACUACUCGUCGCAGAAACACAGUGGCGAGGACAGGACCAUGGCUGAGCUUUUGGAGAAGAACCAGCAACUCGAAAAGCAGAAGGCCGAUCUGCUGGCGCUCGUCAAGAAACAAAUGAAGUUGAUCGACAUAUUGAAGAAGCAGAAGAUACACUUGGAGUCUACGAGGAUCAUCCAAUUCACAGAAGACGAACUGAUACACCUUUUCGGGAUGGACAAGAAGGACCAAAAUCUCUAGAACAUAUAGGACUACACUGCACACAGGCAAAUUCGUGUGUACCUGUGCGACAGGCAUGCAGACCAGGGACCAAGUACAUGUAUUUGCAGUAGAUUACAAGUAUUGCAGAUAGGUAGCAAAAACACUGUGUUGCUUUCAUGCCAAUAUUUUUAUGUAUGCUGCUCUUAGCCUCUUCUACUACCUGCUUGUGAAUUAGGCCAGAACAUGCUAGUGCGAAAAAGCUGUAUGUCCUUGGCUCAUGACAACUUAUCAGUGCACGGGCUACUGAUUUGAAAACAAAGCUCAUUGGAAGGAAGUUUGAUAGCACAAGUCAGAAGACUGAUCAUGUGAUGAUACAAAGGCACUUUCGUGCACUUGAAAGCUGUUAAACUUUUUGUGACAAGCACAUAAAUUCUGAAUUGUUUCUGAAUAUGUUUACAGACAUUACCAUGGUCAGAAUGGAUUACAUUUAAGUUUACUGAUGACGCACACCUUAAAGUUAUGCCCAAUGUUCUUACUUCUAACUUUAGCAUUGAGAAUUUUAUCCACCAGGAUAAAGAAAACAUGCACACUACUGGAAACUUUCGAACUCCUAUAAUCCACGGUUUUAUCUAUUUCACAAAGCUGAAAUUCUAAGCAGGGACGCAUAUGUUUCAUCU
Molecule: messenger RNA, 1214 nt
Organism: Dermacentor silvarum
Lineage: Eukaryota; Metazoa; Arthropoda; Arachnida; Ixodida; Ixodidae
Product: testis-expressed protein 9
Exons: 4
Coding region: 292-576 (94 amino acids)
Source: RefSeq, a predicted model, not a curated record